This is a messenger RNA of Passer domesticus (house sparrow), 18522 nucleotides long. RefSeq names its product very long chain fatty acid elongase 4-like. Gene Ontology annotation, biological process: fatty acid elongation, polyunsaturated fatty acid; sphingolipid biosynthetic process; very long-chain fatty acid biosynthetic process. Gene Ontology annotation, cellular component: endoplasmic reticulum membrane. Gene Ontology annotation, molecular function: fatty acid elongase activity. Bases 11550 to 12347 code for a protein of 265 amino acids. The transcript has 8 exons. NCBI's taxonomy places the organism in Eukaryota, Metazoa, Chordata, Aves, Passeriformes, Passeridae. The record is from RefSeq and is a predicted model, not a curated record.
AUGUUCUCUUCAGGAUGAAGCAGCAGCUCUGAAAUGAAUAUUGUGAAAUGUCAGUGCCUCUGCCCUUGGACCAAUGGCCAGCUUGUAAGAGAGUAAUUAUUAGAGCUGGACUGGGGGAUGUCAGGAGUAGAAAACUACCAGUCUGAAUGCUCAGCUUGUUUUUACCCACAGAAAUUCACUUACAGACAGAUCUCAGGGGUUACUCUGAAAUCCACAGAAAAGUUGUCUCUGUAUGAGCAAAAAAUUUGCCUAUCAGAGCAAAGCAGAGUGAUCAGGUGGCCAAAUCAACAUGAAAACUAACCAAACCAAAACAACCCCCCCAACACAAUAUAAACAGCACUAUUGUUUUGGAAAUACUCAUAUUUUAUGACUACUUUUGAAUGAAAAAGAAUUUAUCUGAUAGCAUUAAUCUUUCAUGCAUAGGUCAGGUACUUUUUCCAGAUCACCAACACCAGUGAAGAUGUCAGAUAUGCUAUACUAUCAAAACAAAUGCACAAACACACUAGAUGUGAAUUUUUACUCCUAAAUUUCUAUUUAUUCCUAACUUGAAACCAGCUGGCUGGGUGUCUGUUCAGUAAAUCCCAACCUAAGCAAUAUUACACAAGAGAUGUUUUAAAGAGAGCUGAAUAAAAUUGCUCAUAUUCAUAAAUAUCAAAUGUUUUGCUUAUUAAGUGUUUUCCCUUAUUAAACUGCUGAAAAGUUGCUUAUUUGAACUUAUUCUGCCAUUGGCAGAAAGUUGUCUUCAGAAGCUGAAAUUGAAUACUAGAAACUUCUUUACAAUCAUGGUGCAGAUUUGUACUUAUUGUACUCUUAUUGUACUCUUGUGCCACUGAUAUAAUGUGGAGUUUUCUAAACGUGCAGCACAUUACAGGCCUCUAGUGGUGGAAAAAAACCAAAACCCUAGCUUAGGAUCCAUCCUAACUGUAACAGUUCCUGAUGAUACUCAAUUCCACUCUUAAUAAAUUAUAUAAUGCUUUCUGUUUAUAGAUUUGGCCUUGUAGUUUGCUCACCUAAGGGAAAUGGAAAUUCAGCAGAGGUCAGAGAUGUCAGUGACAAUUCUCUGUUAAUCUGAAAGAAGAGAAAUCAAACAAAAAACAAUAAGAAAGUAAACCAGGUUUAAAAAAAAAAAGAGAAAAGCGUAUGUUGCAUAGACCUAGUCUUGCUCAACUAAUUAAUUAAUUGCAGUAGUCAAAAGAGGUAGGAUGCUGCAAGUCUGGCAGGUUACAAUCAUGCCACCACACCUGCCUAGGUUCCAGCCUUACCACCCUUUUUCUGCAGGUCUGUGUGGGCACAGGACUCUGCCAGUCCAUCUCAAAGCCUGGUUCCUAUCACCUCCCUGUCAGAUUCAGGUGACAGUUGUCCAGGAGCAUCCUCCUUUCAGCCCUUGCAAAAGGAGCAUAUCCUCCUGCCAGGGCUGAUCUCCUAGCAUUUAACGUUUAAUUUACUCAGCACAAUUUUUUUAUUUUGCACAAAGUACAAGGCAGUGACUAAGUAAAUUCCACGGGGUUGUUUAGUGAUUUGGUUUUGGUUUUCUGGGUUUUUUUUUUGUUUGUUUGUUUGGGGUUUUUUUGUUUGUUUGUUUGUUUUUGGUUUGGUUUGGUUUUUUAAUUACAAAUUUUCACUAAGAUUACUAACAAUAUUCUCAAACUCUUCAUUUCUGAGAUAAAUAUGAUGCAAACUUACACUACUCAAAACUCUCAGCAUUUUACUACAUUUUUAAGGGAGUUAACACUGUGGAGAGGAGUACUAUAUGUAAAAACAAAAAAGGUGAGAAGUGUCAGAAGUGAUUGAAGGUUUUUUCCCCCUUGGGUGUUCUUUAUUGGAAAAUGGGGUUUGGUGACUGGUCACUGCAUUUUGAUGGAGGAGCAGGCAAAUUUGAAAGACUUCAGAAGAAGCCAAUUGAAAUGUUGUAUAUCUGGGGACUAGACAGCUGCGGAGGAAAAGCUUAAGGUCAUAAAAAUCUCUGUAUGAACAAAGACCAUGGAAGAAGUGAUGGCAGAAGAGGGUGAAAUUCCUUUGAGGAUGGCAUUUAAAUCAGAACAUCAUAUUUGGCAGUGAAUGCAUUCCUUUAAGAUGCAUCAUCUUGGGCUUAAGCAUCUUUAGGUCCUCUCUUUGGAAAAGACCUGAUCUAGUGGAAGGUGUCUCUGCCAAUGGCAGGAGUGUUGGAAUGGGAUGAUCUUUAAGCUGCCUUCCAACCCAGGCUAUUCUAUGAUUGACACUUGACAGUCCUGUCCAGGGGAUGUGUGAGUUGGACCAUUUUGGUACAAAUAGUGCCAACAUUUCUCAAGCAUUCCCUCUCAUGACCCACAGUGAAAUAAAUAUCUUUAAUUUAGCACAAUAGUCCAGCUGCAGGGCAUCCUGAGUGACAUCUCACAGCAGUUCUGCAGCUCCUCAGGAGAGGCCCUGAUCUCUGCUCUGUGUGACCAGGGACAGGACCCAGGGAAUGGCUGGAGAUGUGUCAGGGGAGUAUUAGGUUGGAUAUCAGGGAAAGGUUCUUCCCCCACAGGGUCAUGGGGCACUGAACAGGCUCCCCAGGGAAUGGUCAGGGCUCCAAGGCUCCCAGAGCUCUAGGAGCAUUUGAACAAUGCUCUCAGGCACAGGGUGGGAUUGUUGGGGUGUUUGUACAGGGCCAGGAGUUGGACCCAAUGAUCCUGGAAUCCAAGAGAGUCUAUGAUUCUAUUGCUAAAUCAACUUUUAGAACAGAUUUCUUGCAGCUAUUAAAUGUUCCCAAGUAUAGAAGAAGAGACUGUGAUGCCUGAAACAUGACUAAAGACUCAUGGGUACAUGGCAAAAAAAACCCCAAAAUCAGGUAAUAAAAUAACUGGCAUAUGUCCCUAGUCCACAGCUGAGCCCUGGCAUCUAUAGCUGAUUUCCAGGUAGCUCAGAGAGAAUGAAUACUUGCCCAGGAUCUACACGAUAUUCUGAUAAUAUUCUCUGUGGUCAUAAAGAAGCCCAUGAGCCAUGUAGACAUUCUUUUGCAAAAGGAGGCCCCUUUUUCUUCUGCCUGCUUUCUUUAUAUUAUUAGUUUAGCCCUUGCUAGCUACAGUGUCAUUAUAUUAUAUUCUAAUUGUCUAAAUCUCCUCCUGACAGAAAGUCAUUAAAAGGUUUCCUUCAUCUGGUGUAAAACAGAUGAAGACAAAUUGUCCACCCUCCAUUUUUUUAACAGAUAAGACAUGAGUGUGUGACCUGCAUACUCAGAACCGGGCUUUCUUUCCAAGGUCAGUGCCUGCUCUGUACUCCAUCAUGUCUCCUGCGACAGAUAUCAGUGUUUUCCUCUUAGAGGGGUGGUUUGUUGCCUUCAAGCUAGGAGAAUCCUCUACCACUGUGUUUUUCCCACGCUGGUGUGUAGAAGAUUGUGUCUCAAAGCACUGUAGGGCAAGAAGGACUAACCCACAAACCAAAGCAGCAUGUACAAUCAAAUGGAUCAGUUCCAAACUUCUCAGAGUGCUCAAGAUGAAAAGGAAGGAUGAAGUCUACCGAUGUACCUUGAGCUAGCCCACAUCAUCCCUCAGAAUUUGGCCUGUUGCCUGGAAUUAUGACAAGACCAGUGCCUGUAGGCCAGGUUAACUUUCCCUACAACUUCAUGCAGUUGCAGGGGAAUGGAAAGAAGGAGCAGAGGAAAUUCCUGAGUGUUACUCUGGCUCAUUUGUUCCCACCUUUACCAGGACUGUACUUGCCAGCAGCAGCGAUGAUAUUUACAGUUCUUGUCAUGAACAGAUUGCCUUUCUGUAAGGUUCCCUAAGAAUAAAACAGUAAUUAAACCUCAUAAUGCCUCGGGGAUUUGCAAAGGAGUCAUGUCACUUUUAUGGUGCAGCUCUGCAGCUGUUUGACUGUGUAUGGCCCUUCUAUUAUUUACUGAUUAACCACAGCCCAAGGAAUCUGAACUGGAGCAGUACCAACCACAUUCUUUUUCUGCAAUAAAUGGAGGGGGAAUGACAGUUUUUCUCCAGUUAAUCACCCAAGCUGUUUUCAGAGAAUCACAAAAUUGUUUGGGUUGGAAGGGACCUUAAAGAUCAUCCAGUUCCAACCCCCUACCUUGGGCAGGGACACAUUCCACUAGCCCAGGUUGCACAGAGCCCCAUCUGAGCCUUGAACAGUGUUCAUCAAUUUGAGCGCAAUACAUAAAAUCCAGCCAAAGUCCUGCCCAGUAGAGAUAUUGCCAUUUUUUUUCUGUGUGGAGAAGUUUGUUGCCUCAGUAAGGAUUUCAUGUCACUGUCUUUUGUCAUGAGUUACUUUAACUCAAGGUGAAAUUUUAUAUUUUACACAAAGAUAGAGGUUCAGGAUGGACCAUGACAAAACUGAAUCUUUUUAGGUAUUGUAAAUAUAAGGCAAUUUCAGAAGGUGUCUGCUGCUCUCCACACAGUAAUUGCUUUAGAGGACAGAGAUCAGAACACUCUGUGCUGCCUAUUGGCUCCAAAAUCCACCAUUGGAAGUUGGAAAGUCGAACUGCUCAUUUUCUGUCUCCUAUAAAUAUCUGCUCUAUUUGGCUUCCAGAUCACUGGGAGCAGAUCAUUAGAGGAGGAAAGAGGAUUUUGCAUCCUCGGUUUUUAUUGCUGCCAUAAAUUGAUAGUCACUGCACUAUCAGUGCACUAUCAGGGAAUCAGACUCUGCAGAGCCUGCAAUCUGCAUGUUAGACACGAUCCAGUGCUUUGCAGUCAUGGGCAGGAGAAAGGCAGGAGCAGACAUAAUGGCAAUAAAAGGUGACCUGGAAAGAGUUGGGGAUACAUGGUCUGGUUGACCACCAGCGAUUAGGAGGCAUAAUUCGGGGGAAAGGUUUGAUGAUAAAAAGGAGCCACACUAAUUUCUGCAGGGAGGUUUCUCCAGGUGUAGGGCAGGAACAGAAGGGGAUGAAAGCACAGUACCAUCCCAGAGAGAUCCAGAUAAGUUUAAUUUGGUGGACACAUCUUUGCAGGGGGAGGAUGAUAUGGGUAUCUGCCAGGCAAACAAAAAAAAGGAAGAGUUGUCCUAGAGUUCCAGAUUCCCCAUGAGGCUAACAGAUGUUGAUGUGGUAAAUCAGAACAUCUGAUGUUAAAAACAGAAUAAACAUUAUUUUCUUUCAGCAGCAGCAUUACAAUUACAAGAUCAUCUUCUUUCCUACAGUGUGAACCUCAGACAUUUGCAGGUGGCCUGCACAACAUUUGUACACCAUUUAAUGUCUCUCUUCAGCUUCUGAAGCAGCAUCUGUUAUGACUGGCAUGUUUGAUCAGCUGAGUGCACAUAGUGGAGGAAUAUCAGAAACUAGAGGGAAAAAAGAAAAAAAAGAAAAAAUAAGCCCUUCUCCAAUGGCAGUAGAUGUUCAGUGGCAAGUUCUAUUAUGUGCUUUCCCUGCAAGAGGAACAGCUGGUCAGAAUCAAUUUCUCAACUCAGUGCUGUUGGUGGGUUUGUGUGGGAGUGAAAUGGAAGAGGAAAGUUCUCAGAAGCACUGAAACAUUCAAGUAUUACCAAGAGACAGGUACUUGGAGAUUCUGUAUUCCCUUGAUUAGAUGGGAAAACAAGAGACAGCAUUCAUCAGCACUGUACCCUCAUUAUGUGGAUACUGCACUAACUAUAGCAGGAAUUCAAUCUGUGCUCUACCUGUGGUUCCAGCAUAUUGGAAAUGCCAUGAGAUCUGGGUUUGGAGAUCCACAGGCUGCUUCUAUUGGACAAUCAAGUUUGUUCUGUGUUCUUUGUAGAGCUCUAGGACUAGAACAAUAUUCCUGGCAUCCCUUGGAUGUCUGAAUGAAGGCUCAUCACCUUCUCUUUCUUUUGACUUCUCACUCCUUUUAUGCCAACAUCUUGGCAUAAAAACCUUGUUGCUACCAUGAUACCUAAGAUUUCAUUUUUUGUUUGGUUGGCUUUUUGUUUUUAUUUUUGGAAGAGGUUUCGAUUAGCCAAUUGAUCAGUACAUAAUUUUAAGCUCAUUUCUGGGAGGUUUUUGGAUGAUGCUUGGGAUCAGCAUUAAGUCCCUUCUCCUUGACAGUCACAGUGCAAUUUUGAAAUAACACUGAUUCAAGACAUGCUGAAAAGACAGCAGAUUCUGAGAUGAAAGCUGAAAGUUUUUGAGUUCUCUAGGCCUAGGAGCUACUAGGGAAGGCAUAUUUGGAGUCAGGGAUGUUUCAGGCUCCCACGACCAAGACUAAUGCUUGGUCAUAAAAGCACAUCAUGAGAGAAGGUUCUUAUCUCAAAGAACUGAUAAGUAAGUAGGCAAGGCUGGAAAAAGGUGGGUCUAGAAGCAAAGAGGACUCAAUUCAGAUGCCUGUACAUGGAUAGGUGUCCAGUGCCAGUGGAGAUGCCUUAAGAUAGCUCUGAUAUCCACAUGGAUCUCACAGAUACGACACAGAACUUGCAGGAAUCCUUUGCCUACCAGAACGUGGGAGCUCAGGUGCGAUACCUUAGGGCACCCUGAAUGUCAGCACAUUUCUCUGUGUGGACAGCUGGAUCAGCCUUUAAAAACUCCCUUAAGCCUUGCAGAAGUUCAUUAGGUGUAGACACCUACAUUUAGGGCAUUUAUUAGAUGGUUCACACUUGAAAUUAAUGGCCCAAGGUCACACAUCAGCCCCAGAGACAGAAGUACCCUAGUUUGCACCCAGAUGGGUGGAACAUGGCAGAUUUGGCUCUCCACUCACUGCAGGUCACCUUCACCACACUUUUGUUGGAGAGACAAGAUUUCCUUCUCCUUCAUAGCUCUGGGAACUGAGGCAUGGAGAGCCUGAAAUUACUUUUCUGAGACCCCCACGGGUUAAUUAAACUGAAAAAUCUAUGCAGGUAAAAUUAAAAUACUGGGGUUUGAGACUGUAAUUUACACGAGAGUUGAUGCAAUCUCCCAAUCCUAUGCACAGAGACAGUCUGCUCAGUACCUCUGCCAAAAAUCCCUUCCUGUAAUCUCUUCUAAACCUUUCAAGGUCUGUGCAGUUGAUUGCAUGGUGCAUAAGUGAGGCAAUCAAGAAACAGGAUCCCUGUGCCAGAAGCAUCUUCAGCUGCUUCACUGGGCCUCUUAAGGGGCUCUUUCUGCUGUGAGUUUGGAUUUUUUCAUGCACAAGAGCUUUGUGGACUGGACCCAGAUGUACUGGAAAGUUUGGUGAGGUCUUCAAGAGUGUUUUAGUGGUGGCCAAUUGUCACCUGAAACCACUGGAUUUCCCCAGAAACAUAUGUAAGCUGGUAAUUGCAUAUUAGCAAAACUAACUCAGCCAUUCAAUUAUUAUUCUGUGGGAAAUUCUACUGCUGUGAAAAUAUAUAUUAUUGUGUUCCUCAUUGUUGAGAGAGUACUCAUAAAACCAGCUGUCAUUUAUUUCUGUUGCAAGCAAUUGAGAGUUGAGGUGGUUGUUAAAAAGCAUGAAUUAGGGGAGAUGACAUGAACCUCCCUUGGUAAUAUAUUCACAAACAUACCAUUUCAGGAGUUCAGAGCUUGCUCUGGAGCACAUUUGCCAAGGACCAAGGUAGUGCUUCAUUUGUUGAAAGAGUUAACAAUACGAUGCUUGAACUUCUCCUGACUUGUAAAUGCGUUAUCCCAUAAGCAGCUUGUUUAGCAAGAGUGCAGAUGUAGAUAUGAGCUGAGUAAGAGAUCUGUGAGUUUGUCACCUUCCUUCCUAUUCUGUGGCAUCCUCAGCUCUGAUAUUUACCUCUCAAUAAACCCAGUUCCAUACAUAAGUUACCAGUAUUUUUUAUUAUCUGCAUAUAAAACACUACAUCUGAAUAUCUGCAUGCAUCAAACACUUGAGCAGUUUGAUCCACUUGAAUUGCAUAGAAAGUUAAUUUUAUGCCAUUCAGGAGUUCCAAGGGCCAAGUAUGUGCAAGUUUUGAGAAGGUAUCUGGCCAUAUAAAAUCUUUAAGUGUGUGCCAGUAGCUAAGGUUGUGGUGCCUUAAGUGGUUAGAUAUUCUUUGACCCAGCUUGAAAUUCCUGCUGCUUUUAUUUGGUGUUUUGUUGAUUUGAGCAGGUUGGUGAUAACACUUGAAGGUGUGUUCUGCUGCAGAAGGGAUCAGAGAAUCACAGAAUGGUUUUGGGAUGGAAGGGACCUUAAAGAUCAUCUUCUUCUACCUGGAGAAGAGAAGGCUUUGGCUCAUCCUUUUUGUCCCUGAAGGGAGCCUACAGGGAAGAUGGAGAGAGACUCUAGACAGGGGCCCAGAGUGACAGGACAAGGGACAAUGGCUUCACACUGUCAGAGAGCAGGUUUAGAUUGGAUAUUGGAAAGAAAUGCUUCCCUGUGAGGAUAGUGAGAGCCUGGCACAGGUUGGCCAGAGCAGCUGUGGCUGUCCCAUCCCUGGAAGUGCCCAAGGCCAGGCUGGAUGAGGCUCUGAGCAAGUUGGGCUAGUGGAAAGUGUCCAUGCCCAUAGCAGGGGGUGGAACUGGUUGAUCUUUAAGUCUCUUCCAACCCAAACCAUUCUGUGGUUCUGUAAUGUGCCAAGUCUCUGCUGUGGGGUUCACAGCAGCACCAUGACGUAGCCUGUGUAUCCAGAUGAGAGUGGCCCCCUGCUUCUUGCCUUUCUCAAGCAUUACAACAGGUCUCCUUUGGUAAUUUGUGCUUUUAGUACAGCUGUGGUUGGAAGCAACAGCAAUCACAGGACCAAAGGGCAAACGCUGCACAGUCUAGAAGCCCUCAGGAUUGUUUUACUGCUGGUACUUGCUAUUGAUAAUGAUUUUGUGGCAAUCACCUCUAAACUAUGCUGGAGAUAGCCAGGGUUUUCACUGGUUAAUAUAUUUUUUAAUCUCUGAUGGAGUUGUCUGAGCCAUCACACAUUCUACAUAACUGAGUUCCUUAUUACUGUGCCUGUCACUCAUGUCCCUGCAAUCCCCUUUUUUCUUGCCAAGUCACUGAAUGAAAAACCCAAUUCAUUCUGGCACUAAGAACUCCCCCUAAUACUAUUUCAGUGAAGGAGCAAUGUCAGGGGUUAUUUUUCUACUGAGUUCUUGCUGAAAGUGAAAGCCCUGAAGCUUUUGUGUGCAGUCCCUGCAGAGCUGCCCUCACAGCUGUGCUGACAUUCAUCAAAGGACAUCCAUUCCUGCAGUGUAAAAGUACGACGUUGCUGAGGACAUCUCUCCAUCUGCCAGCCAUGCCAGUGAACAUCUGCAACAGUACCACUGGAAAUACUUCAGGAAGAGGGAAGGUUUUAAAAAAAUAAAAUAAGUUUCAUGGUAUAAAGCAAAAAAUCCAGUUUAUGUGAACAAUGAAAUAGUUUCCCCAAAAUUAAAUUUGUGAAAAUUCACUUCUGGUGAUUAUUUUUUCACUAGGGUAAAAAACAUUUGAUGGAAAAGUUGUGUGUCUGUCAUUCUGAGUCUUAUACAUCAAUAUAAAUAACUCAACAAACAUUAUUUAAACUACCAGAUGGAUAUAAUAAAAUAUAGUCCCAUCUACAUGUGAUAGAUAGAAAGGACUGGUCUGAUUUAUCACUUCCAUUGAUUCACACAGAUAAAUCACUGAACCCUUUUUAGGACUGGGGCACCAAAAAUAUAGAAAUGAAACAUACUGCUUCAUGAACAAUUAGAAAACUUCAAAGAAAGGUCUUUAUAGAAAGCUCUGCAAGAAAAAAAACAAACAAACAAACAAAAAAAAAAAACAACAAAAAAACCCCAACAAGAACAAAAAGUGUGUAAAGUUCACUAUGAUUGUGAAGUUUAUUAUAAUUGUAUAGUCCACAAUAAUUGUCUCCCUGACCCUGGGUCAGCAAAAACCCAGUAUGCUACCAAAGGUCAGUCAAACCCUCUUCCAGACUGGAUUGCCCUUCUAACCCCCUCACCCCCCAAAUUCAAAACCUUCAUCCUAAAUCACCUUUCCCAAAAAUACCUGUUUAAAUUUUUCCAUGGUUUCCAUAAAUCAUAGAAAUGCAGUAGCUGUCCAGCAGCAUCAGCACAUGAUGUCUUUCAAUGAAAAACUUCCAGCACAUGAUCUGCCUAAUUCCUAAAGCUGCUUUGAAAAGCUAAUCUUUGGUGCUUUGCCCUUCAGAAAGGUUUGUCAUGGAUCUGGUGACAGACACAAUGCAGUGGUAUGAGAAAUGGUGCUACCCUCUAGUUUAUUUGGAGUUUGCUAAUAAUCUGUGCCCACUGGGAAAAGAAGUGGAUGUAUCCACACCCCAGGUGACCAAGCUGAACCCUAUCACUUGACUUUGGGCUGUUUCUUGGAGGGUGGGGGUCCAGGGUCCUGGUUCUGUACUGGUCCCGCCACAUGGGACUGAAUCACUGCAGCUCUCUGCAUUUUCCCUUGAUGCAGUUGCUGGAGAUCACUUGGUAUCUCUGUCACACCCCUCCAAAUAUUCUCCUGUCAUUAAAAACAGUGACUCCCCCAGGGACACAGGCUGGAUAUGAGGCGAUGACUCCAGCUAAGUUUUCCCUGCCAUGAGUGAGUGAGUGAGUGAGUGAGUGAGUGAGUGAGUGAGUGAGUGAGUGUGAGUGAGUGCUCCCACUGGUCUCUGCCCCGUCAUUUGGUGGUCUGGGCCUAUUUUGAGCACAGAAAAGGCUUGCUGUCAGCCCCUUGUGCUGGUCUGAAGGAGUGCCCCAAACAGACUGCUUUCCAGCCAUGAUCCCCUGUCUUAUACUGUCUGCAAAGCUGUCAUGGCAUCCUGAAGAAACCUGCAGAAGAAAUACUGGCCCGAUUCCCACUUGGCCGGGCCGGGCUCUCUGAGUGUGGCACUCAAGGUCAGUGGUUCACUCCUGUGGAAUCCCAGGAAUCUUCUGUAUUCCUUUCCAGUCCCCUAAUCUGAUAAACUGUGUGGGGAGAGGCAAGGGAGGGGGGAAGGAGUAUGUGAUGUAACCGCUUAUUCUGGCAAAGUGACAACCCCACGGUGCCUGCAACUUGCGGUGGGGUUUUGGUGGCUGCCGCUGGGAGACUGAAAAAGAAAGCCUGGAGAUCCACCACAGCUGUGGGAGACCUCGCAGGGGAUGCACUCACCUCCCUUGUGGAGAGGAAGGCUGAGCGCAGCCUGCAUUUCCUUGUCUUGCUGGCUCCACCUGCACCGCGACCGGCUGGGGACAAUCCUGGAGAAAGGGAUGCUCGGAGACGGCUGCACUGCUGCGGUGAGUCUGUUCCUCCUUCCUGCCUUUUCCCGACGGUUUUGGGGGGAAGGAAGGGAAAUGGAAUGAGCUGGGGCGCGUGUGGAUUUUUGGGGGACUUGUAACUGUGUGGAAUCCCUGCGGGAUUGACUCUGAUCCCGCUGAUAAUCGCCGACUAAUCUGGGUGCUGGCAGAGUCCAUCCGGAUUACAAGGGCAUGUGGCUCCGGGUCAGGAUGGGUAUGACACCUCCCAGGGUCUCCGGCUUUGUGUCAGAGGAACACCCCAAAAAUGCGGUUGACUGCAAGGAUUAACUGCAAAAGAGAAAUUUGGGCGUGUCUGUCACCAAUGUUGGGCAUGGGUGUCACAGCCUGUGAGGAGGGGGGUCAAAGGAGAAAAUGUGCUUUUCUCAAUGCCAGCGGGAGAGGAAGCUGAUCCUGUGUAUUUGCUAAUGGAGAAAACUGGAUCAGGUAGUUCAAGCUGUUGAAACUAACUGCAGAAAAGUGUUUUCUAGGAGAACUUUCAAGUGCCUUUGAAAACAUCUCCCUGCUAAAGGAAAGAAGGGAAGAGGAGGAUCAUCAUAAACUUGGGAUGGCUUCAACUUGGCAGAAAGCUCAGGAAUUCUACAACUGGAUUCUUGAAAGUGGAGAUCCAAGGACAGACCCGUGGCCACUGGUCUACUCCCCACUUCCAGUGACCCUGGUCUUCAUCUCCUACCUCUUCAUGGUGGCACUGGGACCGUCCUGCAUGCGGCAGUGGUGGCGGCUGGAGCUGAGGGCUCCACUACUCAUCUACAACCUGGCCAUGGUGGCAUUAUCCAGCUACAUGUUCUACGAGUUUCUGGUCACUUCAGUCUUGGCCAACUACAGCUACCUGUGCCAGCCAGUGGAUUACAGCCGGAGUGAGCUAGGAAUGAGGAUGGCAAGAGUGUGUUGGUGGUUCUUCUUCUCCAAAGUCAUCGAGCUGCUGGAUACGGUUUUCUUAAUUCUGCGCAAGAAACAAGAGCAGGUGACUUUUCUGCACGUGUACCAUCAUAGCUCUAUGCUCUUCAACUGGUGGUCAGGGGUCAAAUACGUGCCUGGAGGACAAGCCUUCUUUGUCGGGAUGCUGAACUCCUUUGUCCACAUCUUCAUGUACGGCUACUAUGCCCUGGCCAGCCUGGGGCCGCGGAUGCACCGGCACCUGUGGUGGAAGCGUUACCUGACCAUCCUGCAGCUGUGCCAGUUUGUGGCUAUUGCUGCUCAUUCUUCCUACAACCUCUUCACGGACUGCCCCUUCCCUGAUGGCUUCAACACUGCAGUCUUCCUCUACAUCCUCAGCCUCCUGGCUCUCUUCCUACGCUUCUACUAUCAGACCUACAUCAGGGGAAAGCAGGAGAAGCUGACUUGAAGGAAAUCAGAGGACAGAGAGCACAGCCUGAUGAACAUGAGCGUUCUCUGCUGCUUGUGACAUGGCUUCAGGAAGAAAAUGUAUCUGGGAAGUGUGUGUGAGGCUCAUGUUUUGCCUUCAAAUAUCCCAGGUCAGGGAGAAGAAAGGAAUGAUGUAAACUCAGGGAUUAAGGAACUGAGGAGCACAUUUUAUUAAGCUGAGGCCAAGCUAAGCCAAGUAGCCACCACCAUUGCAGGCUUUUGGGACAUUUGCAAGAUAAGGUCUUUUUCCCUUCCAUCUUUAACUCAGUGUCCAAGGUCUAGCAGCCAGCUACAACUCCCUGCCUCAUUUCUGAGACUGUAGAGGGUUUCUUUGCAUCUACAGAACUAUCUCAGCUUGGUGUUGUAGGUCAGGCAGGGUCAUGUGCCUCCAGCCUGGAAAUCAAUGUCCAGGUAGCAGCAGAGGUCAGGAAUCCACAGGGACUGCAGGAUGUAGACUGCAUUCCACCCUGUUCUGCUAAGGAAGCUCCUACUAGGCCUGGGGUGGUCCUGAUGGUUUAACUUCUUAUCAGAAUAAGCAGCAAGGAAAUUGGACAUUAGGUUAUCUGGCUGGACAGGUGUCUUCACUGUCCUGAAGCUAAAGAAGGCAUUAUUAGCACUUUCAUCCUAAUACGAAACCAGUGCACUAAGAGUCACCAUCUCCCAUUUUCUGGAAUGUUUAUUUCCCUCUGUUUGCUCUCAUAACAAUAGAGGAUUUUAAUGCAUGAAGAUAUUUGGUAUUUCUCCUUGUAGAUGCGAUAUUUGAACUAGAAAGAAUAGAUUCAUGUUCCUUACUCAUAACUUUUUUCUCCAAUUUGUUAUUAUUUUUAAUAUUGUUAUUUUUAAGUUUUGCUUAUUGUCAAAUAUAAAGAGUUUAACAACACCAUAAGCAACCACCUCCACUACCUAAUUGUAUAAGAAUUAAUACAAAAUGUAUAAAAUCGAUUCAUUGGGUAGUGCAAAGCUGCAUAGCUCCAUUGAUUUUAAAAUCACCAACUGGCUUCUUUUUUUUUUUUGCUCCUAAAUCAAUUACAACUAGAAUUUGGCACUUAUAUUCAUCUGCAGACUGUUAAAUAUUGUUAAAGUUUUGAUGUGGUAGUACUUUGAAGAUCCUAAUUAAACUACAAAGUGGUAAUAUUGAUUGAAUACUGCUCAGUUGAUUAAAACUGGUACUACAGAGUAGUGGUAUUUUGUGAAAAACAAAGGUGUUGAAGGAGAGGGUUGGAAUUAGUGACAUGAUGCGUUGCCAUUGCCAAGCCAAAUCCAGCUCAAAUAUAAGAAAGUCCAACUCCACUGGGAAUGUCCAGAGGAGUAGAGCUGGCCUGAACCUAGCAAAUGGAUGUACCCCAAAAGACCUGUGUGCCCUACAACAAUCUGGAGUCAAGUGGCUGCAAAAAAUAAAUUCAACUUGUUCGUUGCUGCUCUGUGCUUGUACCCAAAUCCUUUCCUUCAGCCCCUCCACACACAUGUGGAAGAUAAAACAAUAUUCUGCCAUUCCUCACUCUCCUCCCCUUCACACACAGACACAAAGGACUUGUUCACACUGACACAAGGUCACAUCAUCAACCUCCUUCCUUUGAUUUAAGCAGUGUCUCUUCUGGUUGUCACUGGUGAGUAUGAGAAUCACUGCAUCUGUGCUAGUUGGUUUUCUUCCUGUCAACUAUUUUUUCAUGCUAAUAAAUUAAUAAAUAGUGACACUUUCAAGUACUGGAGUUCUUCUUCUGUCAGAAUUUUAACUAGCAAAUCCCUUUGGUGGGUCCUUCAUUCCUCCCUUUGUUUGGAAAGACAGGAAAAUGGGAUCUGCUGUGUAUCUAACAUAUUCAUGUGGAGGGUUUCACCUGGGGGCUGUCUUCAGCUCUGGCUGAAGACUCAGUGCAAGUAAACCAGUCCACCUAAUGAUUCAUUUAUGACCCUCUCCUGCUUAAACAUCAGUACCUGUAGCCCCUAGUUUGGUGGUAGAGCAUUUCCUAAUGCUAAAAUAUCUGUGCUCACAAAUCAAUCUAAUGCUCUUUUUCCUAUACAUGAGUAGGUUUCCACCUCAGUUUCCCCUCACUUUAAUGUUUUCAGAAUGUAGUAACUAAGUUCACUCAUAAUUUUAUACCAGAAUAAACAUCAUGUAUUUUGAUUUUCCUUGAUUUGUGACUGCUUAAAAAUUGGAAAUGAGUGCAAAAUCUGAAUGAGAUUACUCCUUGCUCUUCCACUCUUAAAAUACAUUAAUUUGUAAACGUGCCAUUUACCUUUUUUUAAGGCAGCCUAUGCAGCUUAAUUUGUGUCCAUGUAUGACAAAGCAAUGGAUUCUGGAGUGUCACUGGUCACAUAGGUGGUAACAAAACAUGGAAGUACAAAUCUGUCACCUGACAGCUUGAAGUGUUUGAUCACCUAAAUCAGACACCACUGUCACCGCUUGUUCUAGACAUGAAACCUUUGAUUCAUUCCUGUCCCUCUUCCUCACAGCCUGAGUGAGUGGCCUGAUCUUGAAUGAGUAAGAUCUUUUUGUUGGUGUGACUUUGAUGGCACAGGAUGAAAAUGAAGUAUUUUCAGUUGACUGAUAAGGAGGAUUGAAUUUGCACAGAAACACCAUGCUUUCCAUACAGGAACAGACAUUGGCAUGGAACACAGCUGUUAAAGAAGCAUUGAUGCAAGCAAAAUUCACUUGUGAGAAUAUUUGCACUGGCAGUGAAGAAAAAACUGCAUUGGUAUAGCUGAGUGGCUCUGCAGGUUACUCCUUCAGAUUGCCCUUGCUUGUCUUCAUUCUCCAGUUUUAAAAUUGGGUUGUCCAGUUGGAACUGUCCACCUAGGCAACUCUGUUGUGACAAAAAACCUGAGAGCACAGCUAUGUGCUUCUGGAAUUUAACAGAGAAUAAAGGCAUUGAAUGGGAAUUUGCCUCUAAAAUCAAGUCCCUGGAUUAAAGAUUACACCACAGCAAAGAACUGGAAGUCAAAAGGGGAUGGAAACUAUAAAUUGCAAGCUUGGAUGGCUCAUGCUAUCUGGUAGAGUCCAAAGCUUUGAGGGUGGGUUGAAAAUACCCACAGCUGGAUUUGUGAAAAACCUCUGGGCCAAAUGUUAUUUCUACACAUGAGUGACAAAGGCUGCAGUUCCUCUGGAAUGAGGCUGGCACAGCUGUGUGGAAAGCAGCACACUUAGCUCCACAGCCGUGUUUGCUGGGAGCAGGAGUGUUAUUCAGUCUUAACAGAUGACUUUUGAGGGCAUGGUGGUGUGUAAGUCUCCCCCUUACAAACUAUGGGUAAUUAGAUGUUCAUAGAGCAGUUUACAUGAACAAGAUGUAAAGCAUAGUGCAAGUAGGCUGCUGAAAUGAAUAAGCUUGAUAUCUGGUAGUGCUCAGCAUCUUUCCUGCUUUUCCAGUCAAUGUAAAUUAUGGAUGUUCAGAUCAAAUUACUUUUGAAUUAACCAGACCAUUUACUCAGUGCUUACUUUCUCUCUGAAGAUAAAUGAGAGGGAUUCUCAUUUUAAUCAAAACAAAAUACAGAAAAGAAAAUCAAUUACUAUUUUAUGUUUUUUCCAUCCCUGUAUGGUGGAAAGUUUCCAGUGGAACUUGGGCUUAAAAUUGCAAAGCAAUAUAAAACGCAGGGACAUGGUUGGGUUUUAGCUAUUGGAUUUUUUUUAUAUACUAUCAGAAAACAUGGCUGUGUUGUUUGUUUUUUUUAAAAAAGACAAAAGACUUGCUCUAAACAAUUAAACAAGUAAAAGCAGAAUACAGUAGAUUGCUUCACCCAAAAAAUAAAAAUCUGUUGAUACAGAUGUAAACCACCUAGAAACCAAACAUUUAGAAAGAUCAGCCAGCCCUAUAUACAGAACAGUGUGAAUAUGCUGAAUUCAUUAAUGAAUAGCUUCAUGGAUUAGGGCUUGAUAAAUGGAGUGCUCCAUCCAGAUGUUUACUGUGAUUUGUCAAUGGCCUGGUACUUAACCCUCCUGGAAAUAGGAGCCUUUUCCCUAGGAUCUCUCCUGGGGACUGUGGCAGUGCCUCUCUCUGGUCUGAAUCAUCUCAGGACAGGAUCAGGCUGCUGAGGAAUUAACCAAGUGGCAGAGGCACGGAUUUUCCUUUAACCCUUUCGGUUUCCUCUCACCUUCAGAUGAUUUCCUCACCAUCUGCCACAACCUCGCCGUUAUUUAGUCAACACAUGGAAAAGGAAAAAAAGGAGUCACCCAUGUCACCCCGGGGUCCCUGUAUCCACAAAAUGUGCCGAGGGAGGCACAUGGAGUCCCAUCAGCACUGAGGAGGAAAAGGGCUCUGGGCAACCUCAAGAGCUUGGUGUGCUCAGCAUCGUCUUUUUAUUUUUGUGAUGCUACCACUCCCUAUCAGUGACAGGGAUGGCCCAAGAGGUAGUAUUUGUGAGAAGACUGAUGUCCUCAAGGUGUCCUUGGUCAGGGUACUGGAGAGUGUAGUGUGUGCAUGAGUGACUUUGGGUGUGGGUAGGUGAAUGCAGCCCCUGCAGACCAUCCCCACAGCUCAUUUCUCAGCAUGUGGGACUUCUCCAUGGGAUGGGUCCUUCAUCUCGCUGCGGAACACUGAAGGACAGCUCCCAGCAGCCACGCCUGCUAUGGAAUGGCACAGUGGGAGCUGCAGUGAAUGCUAGGUUUUGUUGUGCAUGUGCAGGACUGUAAAGGACUGAUUUUCUGUGUUCAACUUCUGGCUAAAUCACAAGUAUGUGGACAAAUGAAUUAUUUUCAGGGACUGCCUGGUUAAAACAUUAGUAGCACAUCUCAGCACUAUUCUUCCCUAGUCUGCAUGUCGUCCUUUCUCUCCAGUACCUUGUCUUUCUGCUGCUCUUCAAGAGCAUGUCUUCACACUGAGCUGAAAAAAUGAAGGCUAUUAAAUAAAAAUUGUCCUUUAAAAUUCCCUGCUUGGAGUAGAUGUUCCUUCCCCUUUAACAUCAUCCUCCCAAUUUCUCUUGUCCCUUUUUUCUGCUCUUCUUUUGUACCUACACAUACAGACACUGUAACAGAUUCUUAGACCUUUGAAAACUGCAAAGAAAGAAGCAACAAGUUACUCAGAUACUGUACAAGCAGCUGCAUUCUUCUGAUCUAUCAACUGAAAAUGUACAUUUUCUUCAUAAGGUUUUCUGCAAGGCUUUAAUCCAAGUGAAUUUCGGCAAGUCUUAUUUUUCUUUGCACUUCAGCAUAAUCCCAUCUGCCUUCAAAUUCAGGAUGUGAACACUGCAACUUGAUACUUGGGAAAGCUAGAAUCUUGAACUGGAACUUAAAUUUGGCAUGGUCCCUCCCAGGCAUUCCCUGCUAAUGAUGAAGGAAUGGCAGAAUAGAUACAAACAUCUGAGAGGCAGCAAGUUACUGCUCUUCUGUGCACUUUAUUCUGCUCUGAGUGGUGUCCACCGUCACAGAUAUCUGAGGAUGUUUUCUCCUGACAUAAUAAAUGGUUAUUCCCAAGGCAAUGUUUGGAGGAAGAAUGCCUUUCUGACAGAGCUGGAAAACCAGAAUAGUUUUCGAGUGUGCAAGCCCUGCUCUGGUUGUAAUCCCCAAUAUGCACUGGUAGCAGAUCCCUUAUUGGGGUGCACAGCUGUGUCUGUGGUGUGUCUGUAUUUAUCGUGGGUUUUGCUAGUCUCAGAGGGUGUUAUCCUACAUUUGCAGGUUUAAUAUGUUAUCCCAUUAAAUAACUGUAAAUCAAAGGGCCAUUAUUUUGAAAGAAGAACUUAUCUUCUACAUAAUUUUGCUUCUUGAAAUUACUGGUGUGAGUAAAGCUGUCCUUUAUUCACUGGAACAGUGGCAAAACAGGUUGGCAAUUCUGUGCUUAGUUCUUGGAGAUAAAAUCCAAGCCACCACUUACAGAAACCAUUUAAUACAAUUAUGGUUUUCUAUUUUGGCAGUGCUUUUAAUAUCUUUGGGCAGAUUUCAUACACAGAGGUAAUGUUUUAAAUUAGGGGAAAGCCACUAGUCACAGUGAAUCUAGGUGAAGUGUUUGAUGGAGCUAUGAGUAGUAACAUAAGGAUUUAGGAAAAAAUGUCACUGUGAUGCCAACUGGAAGGCAAAAUGGUCACAAUCAAUUUUGUUAGAAAACCAGAAACUCCACAAGACGGGAGUGGUGUAUAUAUACCUACAGGUUCUAAUCCUACAGUAUUUAGAUACAUAUUUAGUGUAUUUCCCUGCAGACCUUGAGUAGAAUAGAUGAGUUCAUGGCUUGAAU